Molecule: messenger RNA, 4402 nt
Organism: Chelonus insularis
Lineage: Eukaryota; Metazoa; Arthropoda; Insecta; Hymenoptera; Braconidae
Gene: Ack
Product: activated Cdc42 kinase
Biological process (GO): protein phosphorylation
Molecular function (GO): protein binding; ATP binding; protein tyrosine kinase activity
Source: RefSeq, a predicted model, not a curated record
UAAUGGAGGUUUAAUUUUGCGUUUGAUUUAGUUCCAAUUUUAUUUUAUCAAUAAAAACACGGAUAUAAAAUACUCACAAUUCAUGAUUAUUGAUCAGUAUAACUAAGUAAAAUUUUUAAAAACUUGAUUCCAUAAUUUUUAGUAAAAACAAAAUAUUUAAUUAUUAAAUAUUAUAAUUAAAAUGAGUGAACAAAUAUAAAUUAUACUAAACGCAACAUUUCUUAAUUAACUACAAUGUAGGAUCUAUUUUUUUAAUAUGUAGUGUAUUUUCACCAAACGUAAUACUAAGUACAGUAGACUACUAAUGUCAAUUAAAAACAUUUUUAAAUAGAUCUUUUACAUAAAUCUUUAAAGUAAAGUAAGCAUGAGUAGAAUAUGUAUAUGAUGUCGACAAGCUAAAUGUUUUAUGAAUCUUUUUAAAGUAAAACAACUUUGUUCAUUAAUAAUUUACAGAUUUAAGAAAUAAAAAUUGAACAUGGCUGACGAAGACAGUACAGAGUGGCUUCAAAAUCUACUCCAAGAUGUACAACUCUCUCAAUUUUUUUCUAGAAUUAGAGAUGACCUGCAAGUUACGAGAUUACAUCACUUUGAUUAUGUUCAGUCUGAAGAUCUAGAAAAAAUAGGUCUGAGUAAACCAGGAAUUAGAAGACUAAUGGAUGCUGUUAAAAAAAAACGUACAUCUCAAAAAAAUCUCAUUACUAAAAUUCGCACCGGUACCAGUGGCAAAGUUACAAAGAGAUCCUCGCAAUUGAUAGAAGAUUCUGGUGUUUUGACAUGUCUUAUUCAAGAUAAAGACGUUAGCCUAUCUGUAAAGUUAGGGGAUGGUAGUUUUGGUGUAGUAAAACGAGGAGAAUGGAAUUCUCCUACUGGUCGAAUAUUGCCAGUUGCGGUAAAAAUUUUAAAAGCAGAUGCGUUAACGCAGCCUAAUGUUAUUGAAGAUUUUGUAUCAGAAGUUCAAGCUAUGCAUAUACUCAAUCAUCCAAAUUUAAUAAGAUUGUAUGGAGUUGUUUUGUCUCAGCCAAUGAUGAUGGUAACAGAAUUAGCACCCUUGGGUUCACUAUUAGAUUAUUUGAGAAAGCAAUGUGGUCAUAUAUCAAUUUUAACAUUAUGUGAUUAUGCACUUCAAGUAGCUACAGGAAUGGCAUAUUUAGAGGCUAAGAGAUUUCUUCAUCGAGAUCUUGCUUGUCGUAAUGUACUUUUAAGUUCUAUCGAUAAAAUAAAAAUAGGAGAUUUCGGAUUAAUGCGGGCGUUACCGCAAGAAAAAGAUUGCUACAUUAUGACAGAGCACAAAAAGGUACCAUUUCCAUGGUGUGCACCUGAAUCUCUCAAAGCCCGACAAUUCAGUCAUGCUUCAGAUGUGUGGAUGUUUGGUGUUACCUUAUGGGAGAUGAUGACAUUCGGUGAAGAACCAUGGUUAGGUCUAAAUGGAUCAGAAAUUUUGAAAAAAAUAGAUCGAGAAGAAGAACGAUUGCAUGAGCCAGAAGCAAGCCCUUCUGUACUAUAUCAACUGAUGCUACAUUGUUGGGCGAAAGAUCCUGCUAAUAGACCAUCUUUUUCCUCAUUGCGACAAUCGUUAACUGGUAUAUUACCUACUGUAAUGAAAGCAUUAAAUCGUUUUGAAGAACAAGAAAAAAUGAGCAUCGAACAAGGUGAUGACAUUGUAAUCAUUGAUGGAAGACCAGAACAUUAUUGGUGGAAAGGACAAAAUCAACGAACGUUUCAAAUUGCUUUAUUUCCACGAUGCUUAGUAGACCCAAUGAGAAAAAAACAACCAGAAGAUAUUAGUAAACCUUUAGAAAAUUCAUUUAUUCAUACAGGACACGGAGCACCAUUUGGAAAAAGCUGGGGUAGUCCUCAAUUUAUUGAUGAUGUUUAUUUACGAAAUCCAAUGGAACCACCAGAUAUUAUAGGAAUUACAGAAAUAGAUAAAAAAAAAAUUAUUUACAAAAAUUCUCGAUUAAAAAAACAAUUCAAUUAUACAAGACUUCAGAAUGAUUUACAAUCCAUUCCGAUGAAAAUUUAUAAAAGUUCCGACACAUCAAACAAUCAACACAGUUUGAUAGAUUUAUCUCCGGAAGAAUUAGUCACCAAUGGAUCUACAGAAUCAAACUCAUCAUUAAAACGUGUAGUAAAUAUUUUAGAUGAACCAAUUGACAUUUCAACGAUUGAAGAAAAUUGGAAUGGAGAUGACCUUAAAAUGUACGCCAAUUUUCCGGGUACAUUGAAUGCAAAACUUGAUCCAUUUGAUACUUCUAGAUUUUUUACUGAUCCAAUUCACACACGAUAUUAUAGCCAUGUUCCUCAAGAUAUUAACGGCUCUGCUACUAGCAUUCAAUCGCAUACGAAUGUAAUUAAUAGAGAACCAACCCCUUGUAAUAAUAGUACAAAUGUUAAUAACAUUGACGAAAUAAGUACAAUGAUAAAAAUAUAUUCAGAUACGAAUAAAGAUAUCAGUAAUCAAAAUACAAAUUGUAAUGUUAAUAUAUCAGAUCAAAAAAUUAAUCAUGAUUAUAAUGGGCAGAUUUAUGCCGAAAUCACGAAACUAACUCCAACAUCAUAUAUAAAUACUCAUUGGCCUCGUGAUUCAAAAGAAAAUGAAUGUCAACCGACUUAUGCGAAUUUUAUUAAUAAAACAAGUUUUUCAAAUUCUUUUGAUUCAUCACCUGCACCAUUAAUACAAUCAAAUGACAAUUUAUUAGAAAUCAAAGAAAGUCAUGAUAUUGCAAGUGAAUUAGACUUAUCAAAACCUCCAAUAUCAAAGAAAUUAGAUCCUGCUUUUUUUGCAGAAUUGGAAAAACAUCUAGGUGCAAAAAAAUUAAAUACAAACUUCAAUGAAUUACAAAUCCAAAUUAUAUCAUCACCAGCAUCUUCACAAAUAGCAAAAUUACCACAAUUAAGUCCUUUACCAUCUCCAGGCAAAGUUGUUAAUUCUUCGACAUUAAAGAAUGUUAAUGUCCAACAAUCAAAGAGUAUUUCACCUCAUUAUAGUUCUCAAUUAAGUUAUGAUUUUGACAACAUUACUGGUCAAUUGUCGCAAUUAAGUUUUACAGGAGAAUCAGAACGUAAUAGAAAAAGUGGAUCUUCCCUAAACCUAAUUCCAAGCGAUCAUCAAAGUGAAUUACUUAGUUCAUUCACGGCUCAUGGUAGCUCAAAUUUACGAGAAGAAACUCCAAACGAUCCACAUCAAGCUUUCAAUCAUUAUAGCGAUAGUUCAUUUGUUAAAAAAAAUAUGAUGUCAAUGCAUCAGCAUCAGCGACCAUGCUAUAAUGGAAUUCAUAAUACUUUAUCAUCAUCAGCGCAUCAUCAGCAAUACCAAAAUUAUAUACUCCCAGCAUUAUCUCAAAACGUUAAUUCGAAUCUUUCCCAAUCACAAAAUAAUAUUCAGUGGACACGAACUGCACUUGCGAAUUCAAGUAUAAUUCGAGAUAGUAAUACACUGUCUGAAAAAGUAUAUGCUGAACUUCAAGAAACUGUGCCAAACUUGAAUGAACUAUCACAAAGUGAAUUUAAUACUCUUUAUAAUAAAACUGUACAACAAAAUAUUCUCAAAAAUUCUCGAACGGCUAAUGAUUCAGUGGUUAAUUGUAAUCACAUGUUGUUUCAAAAUAAUCCUCAAGAGCAUAACUUUGAUGUAAAAUCACACCCUGCUUGGAACUCAAUUAGUUCAAUACGUGAAAAUGAUGAUAUUAAUUCUCAAAAUAUAAAAUCAAAUAUUUAUACCACAUCUAAUCCAAGCUUUAAUCAUAAUUUAGGAAAUUUUCAAAAAAAUUUCGCAAUUUCUGAAAAAGCUAAAGUAGCCAAUCACCUUUUUUCUACAAAAGAUACAAUCAAUAAUACUCAGUCAUAUGUUAGUAAACCAUCAACUUCCUCCAGUGGUAAUUCAUCAAUCAUGGAAACAUCUCAACAACUUGUAAUGUCUCUCAAUGAUGAACUUUAUGCUAGUAAAAUUAUGAAAGUACAAAAAGAUGCAAUAGAUGCGUCCCAAAAAGAAAUAGUAGCUGCAUUACAAGCUACGGGAUGGGAUACUAAUCAAGCAUCAACACAAAUUAUCAAAGAUCGUCAAGCAAAAGUUGAUUCACUUUCAAGGCUGGGAUUAGCCAAUAAACAACAAUGUGAAUAUGCUUUAAAACAAAGCAAAUAUGAUGUUGAAUUAGCAGCUUCAUUAUUGCUGGAUCGAGUUAGAUGAAGAAUUAGGAAAAAAUAAAUUUAAUAUUAAAAUGACGUAUAAGAUAAAAUUAAAAACAACGAAACUUAUUAAGACAAUCAAUGGAGAGUUAGUAAAUGAUAUGAUGGAGUGAAUUGUUACAACAAUGAAUUUUAUAAUACAUAUUACUUAAUACGUCCUGUGUAACAAACAAGUAUUACAAUUAUUAUACACAAUAAAUAGUUCUAUUAAUUUUAA